AAAAGACCGGUAAAAUUUUCUCUCAAAGUGGCUAGCUUACUGUCCGUACUGAUAGAUAAUGUAGAAAUUCCCUGUAAAGUGUAAGGAACAUUAUGUGUUUAUGACUUUAUUACUGCAGCCAGCAGCAAGGAUGCCUAAGAAGUUCCAAGGAGAGAACUCCAAGGCGGCUGUCGCCAAAGCCCGCAAGGCAGCCGUUGAACAUGAGAAACAGGCCGCUAGGCAGAAGGCUGAAGAAGACAGCUACUGGGAGGAUGACGACAAACAUGUCAAGAAGAAACAGCAAAGGAAGGAAAACAAAGAAAAGAAGCACGAGGAGCAGACCUCCAGGAAGCAGGAAGCUCGUCGUCUCCUGGAGGAAGAAGAAGAGAUGAUCAAAGCCUCCGCCAAGACGGUCAAGCCCAGCAAGCUGACCAGAGCCCAGAUACAGGCUGACCGGGAAAUAGUAGCUGCUGCAGAAGCCGCAGAGAGAAUGAAGCAAGAGCCCACCACCCACCUAGACACUCCGCUGGAGGAGAACCCUAAUCUGGUGUUGGCUGAGCAAGCAGCAGCUGGCGUUACUGUUGGCAGGAAUGUGGAAGAGGCCAUCAGUGCACUCAGUGUUAAUGAUCCCGCCUUGGACAAACAUCCCGAGAAGCGAGUCAAGGCCGCCUACAAGGCCUUCGAGGAUCUCAACCUCCCACGACUAAAAGCCGAAAACCCCAACCUCCGAAUGUCGCAACUCAAGCAGAUGCUCAAGAAGGACUGGGCCCGAUCCCCGGACAAUCCGCUAAACCAAAGAACGGCAGUUUACAAUGACAAAUGAGAACAUUGUGUGAAUAUGGGACGCUGGUGGUGGACUGUGGACGAGAAGUGUGAUGACAGGAAGAUUGCAUUCGGAAAAACCUGAGGAAUAUUCUAUGGUUGCAGAGACUUCAUCUCGUACAAACAGAUUGCGUUGAUUUCUUGGCAACUUAAAGACUGUACCCUCUUUAAAGGCACGUGGGAACAUUUGCAAUUACCCGGAAACGUACCUACUGAUAGAAACUCCUUGCUUAAAGUGAAGAUAGGACUGGUACCAAAAACCCUGUGAGAUUAUUCUGCCUGAGAUGGUAUUAUUGAGAAGAAACCAAUCAUUGCAGGUGGUUUAAGAAAGUGUGUCCGUGGGCUUAUUUUUUUUUACCUGCGUUAGCAACGGAAUCCAGUUACGAGACCCUAAAGAUUGUGCAUACAUUUUCUCUGUUUUAUCAAAAUGUCAGUAUCCACUGAGAUGAAACCUCAACAAGUUAGUUAAAUAUGUACCGUUCUUAAAAAGCAAAUGAUCCGAUGUACCUUUAACAUAAUUAUUCAUCUAUGUACUACAUUGUACUACAUUGUAUUACAUUGUAUUGAUUCCCUGGUGAAUACAUACAGAUAAUACAGUGCAUGGGCAGUUUGGGGCGCUUAGGGCAGUUUGGGGCGGUAGAGCUCAAAUGAGUUUAAUGAUUUUGCGUCUCAUCUCAGAGUGAUCCUUUUUCUCAACAAGAAUUUAAUUUAAUUCAUAGAAUUGACAAUCUCAAAAGGAACUAUUCAAGCUUUCACCGAACUCUCCCUGAUGCUUUCACAUACAGCAGCAAAGCUUUCCUCUCCAUUUGCUGCAAAUGGUGGUUCUAAUAUUUAUCAGGAUUGCUCCUAAUUUGCCAUUCAAUUUGAAAUAUUGUUCCUGUCACUAUUCAAGGCAAACAACACGAUCUCAGAGCUGCCAACUCUCCCUGAUUCUGCAGAAAGUUCCCUGAAAAUAAACUGAUCUUUCCAUGUUCUGAUGAACAAAUUUGAAAAUCUCCCUGAUUAAGGAAACUUUUUCCCUAUUACAUGUAUAUUGAAUGUAAUUCUAAAUAUGUCCCUGAUUGUUGUACAAAAUCUUCCUGAUUGCAAGAUGCAAAUGUUGGCAGCUCUGCGAUCUGCCUGAUGUCAUAGAUGUAUUCAUUUUAAACACUGAUCAUCUCCAAGCUUCUACUCAUCUAUUGAGCAGACAAAAAUCUCUUAGAAAUUUGCAUCUCUUAGAAAUUUGCAUCUCAAUCGGGCCCUACUAUAUUAUGCGAUUGUGUACUACUUGUCCAAAGGUAAAUUGUAUGGUUGAACAUUGGUUGCUUUUUGCAUGUACUGAUUGUGGUGUUAAUCCCGAAAUCCUUUAUUUUCAAGAGAAAUGAAAUACAUGUAGCAUUGUAGGGAACCCUGAGGCAGAUUGCUGUCAAAUGAAUUCUUAAAAUCCCAUCGGGCUAUGUGUAAGACAUUAAAUGUCAUUUAUCGAUAAAGA
Molecule: messenger RNA, 2272 nt
Organism: Patiria miniata (bat star)
Lineage: Eukaryota; Metazoa; Echinodermata; Asteroidea; Valvatida; Asterinidae
Gene: ccdc124
Product: coiled-coil domain-containing protein 124-like
Exons: 5
Coding region: 101-802 (233 amino acids)
Biological process (GO): transcription by RNA polymerase II
Cellular component (GO): nucleus
Molecular function (GO): transcription coactivator activity
Source: RefSeq, a predicted model, not a curated record